Messenger RNA from Lolium rigidum, 534 nucleotides. Its product is annotated as histone H2A.V-like. The transcript is spliced from 3 exons. The record is from RefSeq and is a predicted model, not a curated record. Gene Ontology annotation, molecular function: DNA binding; structural constituent of chromatin; protein heterodimerization activity. Lineage: Eukaryota; Viridiplantae; Streptophyta; Magnoliopsida; Poales; Poaceae. Gene Ontology annotation, cellular component: nucleosome. The coding region runs from base 1 to 534 and encodes 177 amino acids.
AUGCGUGUGGUCUUCUUUCCUGUAUCGUUCUAUGUCAUCUUGUCCAGGAACAAGAGCUUGCCUGCCUUCCGCGCCAUCUCUCCUCCGUUUCAAACUCGAUCAAACGAAUCCAACGAGACGGGCACCGAGUCACUGCAGAUCGGGAGAGAUGGCGCGGAAGGCAGGCAAGCUCUUGCUCCUGGACAAGACGACACCGGAAAGAAGACCACACGCAUCUCCUGUUCGUCCCGCGCAGGCAUGCAGUUCCCUGUUGGCCGUAUCCAUCGUUACCUGAAGAACAUGGGGACUCGCCGUGUUAGUACUAAUACGGCUGUCUACAUGGCUGCCGUCCUGGAGUUUCUGGCAGCUGAUAUUCUGGAGGUGGCUGGAAAUGUUAUUAAGGAACAUAAGGUGAAGCGUAUCAAGCCUCGCCAUAUUCAGCUGACCAUCAGUGGCGAUACAGAGCUCCAAAAGCUCAUCACGGCUACCAUCCCUGGUGGAGGUGUGUACCCGCACAUCCAGAAGGUCCUGAUCGACAAGUUCAUCAAAGAGUGA